CUCUCUUCGUCUUUGCGAACCACUGUAGUCUACCGACAGACAAUCCUCGUAGGCUUGCCGCAUCCGACUCGCAAUGUUCGGUUCGACAACGCACGAAUCCCGCAAACUUGUUGACCUUCUAUUUCGCGCCAAUGGCCUCUACGCAUCCCUCGAACCCUCUAUUCCUAUCACACCUGGAGACUAUGGCACGGUUGAUCGCGAGACCGGUCUCUUCUUCAAGGAGGGUAACAUAUUCGACCCUUCGUUCCUUCCGUAUCUCGUACAGACUGUUCGUGUCUCCAAGCAUGCUAGCGGCCUGAAAUCAAACAGUGAAGUUGCUGGUGGGGUGUUGAGCAGCACUCUAAGUCCGGGUGGGAGAGACAAGGGGAAGGACAUAGAGGUUGUGCCGUUGCAGGUGGACAUGCCGCAGACUUACUCCACGGAGAGGAAGGUGGUAAUGCAGACUGAGCACGUGAGGUUGUUUGACGCGGGGCUGGAUGUGUCUGCUGAUUUCUUGCCACUCGCCUCUAUCGAGUUCGCCAUUUCUGCGAAGUUCUCUCGUGAACGGUCACUGGCAAUAAUUCUCGCACACUCACAGAUUAAAGGUCUGCUCAAUAAAGCGCAAUUACGAGCUGUUCUUCAGCUACCGAUCUUGAAAGGGAAGGCUCUUGUCGGCGAAGUCUACGAAUGCCCAGGAUUCGUGCUCAUCGCUCACAGCGGAAAUGAAGCAGAAGCAAAGAUAGCGUUCGGUGCAAAGAUGCCAGUCGCUGCUGCUACGGGCCUACCAGUCGUGGCCGGCGGUGGGCCGGAGUAUGAAUGGAAAGUCACAUCAUCAACGAAACUCUCGCGCGAGGGUGUCAACGGAAAUUUCUAUCCCCUGAUGCGCCUCUACUCCUGUGCGCCACACGUCGCGGCGGUCCGUUUGCGGGGGAAAAUACUACGUUCUGCAGAAGAGGUAGAGGUGCCAUUGCCCUUGUUUUUCCCGCCAUGGGAGGAUCUAGACGAUAAUGGAGAGGAGAUCGAUGUCGGAGACUCUGAUGACGACCUGGACUUCAGAAUAUGAGUCCUGUAGGAUUGAAAAAAAAAUUGAUUAAGAACUAUUCAAACC
Stereum hirsutum FP-91666 SS1 is the source of this 1087-nucleotide messenger RNA. RefSeq lists its product as uncharacterized. The transcript has 5 exons. The coding region runs from base 74 to 1042 and encodes 322 amino acids. Lineage: Eukaryota; Fungi; Basidiomycota; Agaricomycetes; Russulales; Stereaceae. The record is from RefSeq and is a predicted model, not a curated record.